UGCGAGAGAGAGAGAGAGAGCAGAGUGGUGAGUGAAUGGCAACUUUUUAAAACAUACAAAGCCGUUUUAGUUUUAGGGAGGAAGGGGGAGAGAGGGUAGCUUUGCUUUGCAUUUUGCUUGGUGAGUAACCGUAGAAAACGGAGUGUGAAAGAGAGGGAGCUGGUAUUGGUAGGUGGGUCGUCAUUUUGUGUUGGAUUUUUGUUUCCGUGGAAGCCGAACCAGAACCGUCCCACUUGUGAAGCUAUUGGGUUUGGCAGUUGCUUUGAGGGUUUGUGACAGCGACGGUAACAGGGACGGGGCGGGGAGUGCCUCCUUCAUGCUUCAGACUCGCUCUCCUGCAUCCACUUAGGUUGUAGUUUUGGGUGUACCCACUACCCACUACCGCCUCUCACUCUCAGCUAAUUUUCCCCUUUGGAUCAGUGGUUUUUUGCGUAUUGGGGCGGCUUCCAUUCCAGUAGAGUAGAUGGGUCCUGCUCACAGCGGCAGGGGAACGGCCGGGAGGGCUUUGGUACUGGUUUUCUGUUUAUGGGGUCUCAUCUCUCUGUCCCGCGCCGCUCGAUUAUCCCCUUCCAUGCACAACUUGGAGGUUCAGAAGCACCUCAGGCGCUUCAACAAGCCCCCAUUGAAGACAAUCCAGAGUCCAGAUGGGGAUAUCAUAGACUGUGUCCACAUUUCUAAUCAACCAGCUUUUGAUCAUCCUUUCCUCAAAGAUCACAAAAUUCAGACGAGGCCUACUUACCACCCAGAAGGGCUAUUUGACGAGAACAAGGUGUCUGAGAAACCUAAAGAAAGAACAAACCCCAUCACUCAGCUGUGGCAUGCAAAUGGAAGGUGCCCAGAAAACACCAUUCCUAUUAGGAGAACUAAGGAAGAUGAUGUUCUGAGAGCAAGCUCUGCCAAAAGAUAUGGAAAGAAAAGGCACAGAACUCUUCCUCAACCGAGGUCUGCAGAUCCUGAUCUCAUUAAUCAAAGUGGUCAUCAGCAUGCAAUAGCUUAUGUGGAAGGAGAUAAGUUCUAUGGAGCAAAGGCAACUAUCAACGUAUGGGAACCCAAAAUACAACAGCCUAAUGAGUUUAGCUUGUCACAGUUAUGGAUACUAGGAGGUUCUUUUGGUCAAGAUCUAAAUAGUAUUGAAGCUGGCUGGCAGGUCAGCCCAGAUCUAUAUGGCGACAACAACACUAGACUUUUCACUUACUGGACUAGUGAUGCAUAUCAAGCCACAGGUUGUUAUAACCUCCUCUGCUCAGGCUUUAUUCAAGUUAACAGUGAAAUAGCAAUGGGGGCGAGCAUCUCACCUGUGUCUGCAUUCCGCAGUCCCCAGUAUGAUAUCAGUAUACUUAUCUGGAAGGAUCCAAAUGAGGGACACUGGUGGAUGCAGUUUGGCAAUGACUAUGUGUUGGGAUAUUGGCCUUCUUUCUUAUUCUCGUACCUGGCUGACAGUGCCUCCAUGAUUGAGUGGGGAGGGGAGGUUGUGAAUUCAGAGCCUGAUGGCCUGCACACCUCAACCCAGAUGGGCAGUGGUCAUUUUCCUGAAGAAGGGUUUGGGAAGGCAAGCUAUUUCAGGAACAUUCAGGUUGUUGACAGUUCCAACAAUCUCAAGGCUCCCAAAGGGAUUGGUACUUUCACAGAGAAAUCCAACUGCUAUGAUGUCCAAACUGGCAGCAAUGGGGAUUGGGGCCAUUACUUUUACUAUGGAGGCCCUGGCAGAAACCAAAAUUGCCCAUGAGGACUACUUCAAUUCAAUGUAACUCUCUCUCUCUCUCUCUCUCCAGCCUGUAACAUGCAUUCAAAAGCUAGUGCAAUUCUCUUUCCUCUCCUUUGUAUACACCUCCUUUAAAUCUUGUGAGGUUGGAGUAAAAUGGUAAAAUAUGAGCUUCCUAUAGUGUGAAGUUUUGAGUCUUUGUUUUAUAAUUUUGUUGAGUGGUGUUGAAAUUGGGAAGGGAUAAAGUUGGUUAAAAAGGUUGGAAGGAACAAAGGCUUUGUGAAGCUGCACUGUAUUUUAUUUGUAGUUUACUCCUCUCUAAGAGGGGAUGAUUAAUGAAUUGAUGAAGUGUGGUCCUGUUGGUGCAA
Messenger RNA from Momordica charantia (bitter melon), 2070 nucleotides. RefSeq names its product protein neprosin. The record is from RefSeq and is a predicted model, not a curated record. Lineage: Eukaryota; Viridiplantae; Streptophyta; Magnoliopsida; Cucurbitales; Cucurbitaceae.